This is a messenger RNA of Blepharisma stoltei, 1606 nucleotides long. The record is from the annotation of a GenBank genome assembly. NCBI's taxonomy places the organism in Eukaryota, Ciliophora, Heterotrichea, Heterotrichida, Blepharismidae.
AUGGAGAAUAAACAAUCCUAUACCAAGGCUUCAUUUAGCGUAAAAAGACGAAAAGAGUCCAACCAUUUCGAUGAGCCCAGCGAUAGCGUUUAUGCUCCACGCUCACCCUCAAACAGUCAGAGCAAAAGAAACCCUAUGGAAACCCGAACCCGAAGCCUCGCCGAAGUAAGGGGUCUUCCUAAAGUAAAAACCCCGACAAAAAAUGUGAAAAAUAACAAGCCAACAAUUUCUUGAAGAAACGACAAUAAACAGCUUGACAUUUCAAUAGAAGCAGCUGGGAAACCAAUUAUUUCCCCCAGAAAUAAGUUUAAAAAAGCCUUUAAACAAAACAGUCCAUAUAAAGCCAAUUAUUCCAUGCAGGAAAUACCGGACUUAAAUGAAAGCGAAGUGUUUUCUGAUGUGAAGUCCAUGAAAACAGAAAUUGAUAGGCUAAACAAUACUAUUGGAGGGUCAAGAAUUUUUUUUAAAAAAAUAUUGAAAAUUUUUUAAUUUAUUUUUUAAAAAAAAUCACGUAAUAAUUUUUUUUUUUAAAAAAAAUAAAAUAAAGCCUAUUGAAGCUAUGAAAGGGUUUUACAAGGAAGAGGAAAGGUCUUUGCAUAAGCAAAUAACAGCUUUGCAAAAAGAGCUAGAUUGACUAAAAAAGGAGUAUAGUAAAACUGUCGAAUAUUUAGCCUGUGUUAUUGGAAAGCACAUGGAUAAAGAAACUCCGCAAAUAAUAAAUGACGAAAUAAUAGAGACUUUAAAAGAAAAACAAGAAGCUUUGAAGCUUAAUUUAGAGGCUGCAAUAAAUUCAGUCUCUUCAUUUAAGGCUAAUGACAAGCUAUACCUUUAUAUGUGAAUGCUUUUUAUUUUAUUUUUAAAUAAUGAGCUUGAAUUAUUUAUUAUAGAAAUUAUAAAGCUUGAUAUUCUGAACGUCCCCAACAAUUUUGAAAAUCAUCCAAACCUGCCAAGCACAGGGCGAUUUCAAGGUGUCGCAAUGAGGUUCAGCGAGUCUGAGUAUUAUCUAUUCUAUUAAUAUAUAAUUUAUUACACGCCACUACUGCUGCAGAUAAGGGGCGUUAAUACCACCCUUACUCGUCCAGCUCAUGUCGUCACAGGCUAUCUUGAGCGGGUGCUCAAGCUUUCCAUCUUGACUUUAAUUGCCAGACGUAGAUAGCCUUGGGGUCUCGUUGGCCAUGUUGUUACUUGACUCCUAAAAGCGUUCCACCUAAGGAUCUCUCCCUCCUUCGAAAUAUCAAAUGGUAUUAACCCUAUGCCUCUAAAACCCAAGGAUCAGGUUGCACUCUCCCCGUCGUCUGGUUAAAUGCUUAUGUUAAAACCAAACUACAUUAUAAUAAAAUAGCGUGAAGAUGGAAAGUUCUCUAUAAAAACUUUUUUCGACGACAUCACUUUAUUAUUCAUCAGCAAGUCUGAGUCCGAAACAGAAAAUUCCCCAAAGAUCGAAUGCAUUGCUUUAUACGAUUUUUAUGCAAGAGAUCCUGGACAUUUAGAGUUUAAAGCAGGAGACAGAAUUAUAGUAAAAUCAAAAUUGGAUGAUGAAUGAUGGAUAGGGACAAAUAAAGAGAAAACUGGAAAAUUCCCAAGCAGCUACGUUAUGCUAGAUUAG